Molecule: messenger RNA, 1839 nt
Organism: Hyalella azteca
Lineage: Eukaryota; Metazoa; Arthropoda; Malacostraca; Amphipoda; Hyalellidae
Product: probable methyltransferase-like protein 24
Exons: 6
Coding region: 313-1263 (316 amino acids)
Source: RefSeq, a predicted model, not a curated record
AAAAAACCCACAGAAAAUUAUUUAAAUGCUUCUCCGAAAAACAAGAAUAAUCUCAACCAAAAAGUGCUAACAAAUAUUUAUGGGAACUUAAUAACUAAUGAAAAAGUUGUAUGGGAUUAUACUCCUGAGAUUAUACAAUACGUGUUAAAUUAUACCAUCGAUGACCAAACCGUUGUCGUGCCCGUGUCCGAAGACAAUUUCACUGCCAAAAUCCAGGACGUUGAUUAUUCUGCAUGGAGUCCGGAUGACCUGAUCGAGAAACUAUCAAAACCGGAGAGAAGCUGCCGCAGACUUUUACGUAUUGGGGGCGGCAUGCAUCUCUCUGCAAUGGACGGACACAAAUUUGUUUGUUUCGAUCCUGACGUAGCACCGAAGCCAGUCCCCGUCAUUAAUAAGAGCUUACUCGAAAAUUUGUUCUGCCCUGAUGAGUAUCGCGUAUCGAAUACAACUUCCGAAAAUAAAUACCUGCUGAAGAAAAAUUCUGAAUCAGCCUCUGCAAAGUCCAAUACCGAUUCCGAAGAAUUUUAUUCAUGCAGUAUAAGUACUUUAGAAAAUGGAAAUACAUGUGAGAAAGAUUAUUCGUUUCCAAAGCUCUUUGAUGAGCCUAAUCAGAUCAACAUUAAAUCUGAUCGUGGUUCUUACAUAGAUUUGAAUUUAUUGCGUUCAAAGGAUCACCAAUGUCACACAUAUUCAUUUGGAAUUGGGAACGACACAACAUUCGACUCUGCAAUGCAGAAUUUUGGAUGUAAAGUUUAUUCUUUUGAUAUGACCAUCGUGAAUAGCACCAGUACAUCAAUUAGCCCCAACUGGAAUUUUUUUCCUGUUGGGAUAAACUCGAAAUCUUUGAUCAGAACCGUCAUCUUACUACCGGUGAGAAAUCCUAUCGAUGUUACUUUUAAAACAAUGCAAGACAUCUUAGAAAUUUUUGACCAAGAAAAUUCGGUUAUCGACAUUCUAAAGAUGGACGUAGAGAAUUCCGAAUGGGAAAUUUUACGUCAGUUACUGCGGCAAGAAGAUGGGAGAAAACUUUUAUCCCGUGUCAAACAAAUGCACUUAGAGAUUCACCUGGAGGAUUUACUCAAUGACUCAGAAUCCGGCAGGAUUGAAGCAGGAAAAUAUUACGAAUCUGUCUUAGACGGCCUUCGCGAAAUUGGAUUUGUUCUCGUUCAUACUUUCAUCAACGAAUUUUCUCAGUACUACGCGAACGUGAGGGGCAAGCUUAUUCCGAUAUACAGAGAAUCUCUGUAUGUUCUAAGUCCGUAACUACAGAACUGGAGACGUGCCGCAAAUUCAGUCCUGCAGAGUUUACAGAAUAUGAAACAACAGAGUGAUGCUUGCAGAACAAGUAUAAGCACACAUUAUAAACCAAGACAAGGCAGGAGCAAUUCCCAGACUUUCAGUCUCUGCAGAGCAGCAAACAACAGAGUACAUGUGCGCAGAGCAGAAGCACUUCUUGAACCUGCAGACUUAACAGAGCAGUUCUUACUCAUGGGACAUGAGCAACCUAAUGACCAAGGGAAUGAGGACAUCGUAUAUCAUUUAAAGUCAAUAUUUAAAUUCAAGUGCUAAUUGUUCUUAAACGCCCAGUUGCUAAUAGGAAUGUGGUAUAAUAGAACAUUUAAAAAUUAUUCGUUGUUGGAAUGGAGCGUCUAGGUAACUUUUAUUAUCACGAGGCAAUAAAAGUUACGUUAUGUCAUAAAAAGUUAUGUCAAUGUGUUAUAAUAGAACAUUUUAAUUUUAUUCAUUAUUGGCAUGGAGCGCCUAUGUAACUUCUAUUGUCACUAACGAGGCCAAUGAGUGAGCAAAUUUGAAAAAUCGGCGAUUAAAUUCUUCGCUUAU